CAUAUCCACUAACUGUAUCUUUGUUUUGAUAAUCCUCUUCCCUUUCUCUGCAGGUUUACUCCCAGUAUAUCCAUUUGUAUCUGAGCCACAUAUUGUUAGUUAUGAAACAUGGAAUAGCAAGCCCAGGUCUCACCAUGUGAGGAAAGAGCAGUUUGCACUAUUAGGUGGAAGCCCUUAGAAGAGAAGCUGAACAGAGUCUGCCUUCGGCUUCCCCGAGUUUCCAAGAGUCUGGAGAAAUCAUUGGGCAAGGUCACAAAUGCACCUUGGAAACUCAGGACCCAACAUAUAUGGAGCGUUUAGCAGGGUUAUUGUAUGGACCAGCUUGGAUUUCCAGCACAGGGAUAGUCAGAGGACUGCCCUUCACUUGGCCCACCUCCAGCUCCCAGGAACAGGUGUCAGCUGUGAUGCAUGUUUAAAAGGAAAUUUUCGAGGUCGCAGAUAUAAGUGUUUAAUUUGCUACGAUUACGAUCUUUGUGCAUCUUGUUAUGAAAGUGGUGCAACAACAACAAGGCAUACAACUGACCACCCAAUGCAGUGCAUAUUAACAAGGGUAGAUUUUGAUUUAUACUAUGGUGGGGAAGCUUUCUCUGUAGAGCAGCCACAGUCUUUUACUUGUCCCUAUUGUGGAAAAAUGGGCUAUACGGAGACAUCUCUUCAAGAACAUGUUACUUCUGAACAUGCAGAAACAUCAACAGAAGUGAUUUGUCCAAUAUGUGCAGCGUUACCUGGAGGCGAUCCUAAUCAUGUCACGGAUGACUUUGCAGCUCAUCUUACACUUGAACACAGAGCCCCUAGAGAUUUAGAUGAAUCGAGUGGUGUUCGACAUGUACGUAGAAUGUUUCACCCUGGCCGGGGAUUAGGAGGUCCUCGUGCUCGUAGAUCAAACAUGCACUUUACUAGCAGUUCUACUGGUGGACUUUCUUCUUCUCAGAGUUCAUAUUCUCCAAGCAAUAGGGAAGCCAUGGAUCCUAUAGCUGAGCUUUUAUCUCAGUUAUCAGGAGUGAGACGUUCUGCAGGAGGACAGCUUAAUUCCUCUGGCCCUUCCGCUUCUCAGUUACAACAACUGCAGAUGCAGCUGCAGCUAGAACGGCAGCAUGCCCAGGCAGCACGGCAACAACUGGAGACCGCACGCAACGCAACCCGGCGUACUAACACAAGCAGUGUCACCACUACAAUCACACAAUCCACAGCAACAACCAACAUAGCUAAUACAGAAAGCAGUCAGCAGACUCUCCAGAAUUCCCAGUUUCUUUUAACAAGGUUGAAUGAUCCUAAAAUGUCUGAAACGGAGCGCCAGUCCAUGGAAAGCGAGCGUGCAGACCGCAGCCUGUUUGUCCAAGAGCUCCUUCUGUCCACUUUAGUGCGUGAAGAGAGCUCAUCCUCAGAUGAGGAUGAUCGGGGGGAGAUGGCAGAUUUUGGUGCUAUGGGCUGUGUAGAUAUUAUGCCUUUAGAUGUUGCUUUAGAAAACCUAAAUUUAAAAGAGAGUAAUAAAGGAAAUGAGCCUCCACCACCUCCUCUUUGAUGACAUCCCAAUUCGCAGACAAUGUCCUCUGUGCUGUAUUUGCCAAUGAAAGUGGACAACAACUAUCUUGGGUUUGUUUGGUGAUUGUAAUUUCAGGUCUGUCACUCUUGUUACAUUGUGUACAUUCAAAAGGAAGAGAGAAAAUAUAUAUGAUAAUCAUUUCCACUUAACUAAUUUUUACUUCUAGCAGGUAAAUGUAGGUAGCAGUGCAGGGGUGAUCUCUGCUUCCUGUACCUUGACAUGCAAAAGGCUCUCCUAAUACUCCACAUUCAAACUGAAGAGGAAAAUUGAAAUCUCUAAUGAAGCUGCUGUGUGUAUUUAUGAAUAUUAAUGAAUAAAAACUGCUUGGAUGGUUUACCUUAACUACUGCAUGAGGUUUUUUGCAGCGUGCAUGAGUUUUAGUGACCUUGUUAUUUAAGAAGUUAAAUACAAGGAGUAAAACUUAAAAAAAAAAAUACAAAGCCCAAAGCUUUCCCAAACAUUAUUCAAUGGUUACACGACGAAGUAGCUUUUGAAUAAUGUCUGCCUGAAUCACCUUUCUUUGUGUGCCUCCUACGCACAAAGCCAGCUCUGCAGUGGAAUCUGGGGAUUAUAGCUGGGUGUGGCACUCCGCCCUGUGUGACUGUCCUGUCGCCCUGUUAGUCAUCUUGCCUGUGUGGAGCUCAGCCUGUCUCUUUAACUCAUCUGUAGAAGACACACCAGUAAAGCUACUGUUGGAAUCUGCUGCAGGGGACUUUGUGUGCCCUAAAAACAAAUCCUGUUCAUGUUUGUUUAAAGUUUUUACUUUUUGUGGUUGUUUAAAAUUUUUUCAAUUGUUAAAUAUGUUUUAUUCAGGUGUAGAUGAAUUUCAUUUAUUGACUGUUCAACAGAGUUAACCUGAAUUAUGUUGUCUUUGUUUUUAAAAAUCUCACAUUCUCAAUCAUAUUUUGCAUUAUUUAUGUAUUUGCUUUGUAGUUUGCUGAGACAGAUCAGUAUCGGGAGCUUUGAGGAUUUGCCUUCCCAGAUUUGUCAAUAUAUUACAACCAAAUUCUUAAUGCUAAUUUUAGCACCUUUUAUUUAUUGGGUUUUUUCUGGCAUAAAAAGUAAAGCCUUUUAAUUGAAUCAUGCCACCUAUAUGCCUAUAUUAUUAAUCCUAUGUGUAAAAAAAAUGUACAGCUUUUUUUGGGUUUGUUUUGGGGUUUGGAAGGGCCGGGUUAUUUUUUAUUUCCUGUUUCAGUUUUUGUGCAUAGACUUUCACAAUAGCUCCAAGGCAGGGACAGCGGGUUUGGGGGUUGGGAGGGCAGUUUUUGGAAUGUAAAUUUAGGACUUUUAAAAAGGUGCGCACAGCUUCUGAUAAAUUUAUAACUAGACUUAACCUAAUCAUGUCUCGUUCCAGUUCUCUUUUCUCUGAGCCCUUUUCAAAGUCUCCUCUCUUUCUCCUGUCAUCCUUUUCCUUUCCUGUCCGUGUAUCUCCGUUUCUUCAACAUGACAAGCAUACAGACUUGAACACCCCUCCGGUGUUCUUCCAAGAACUGUGAAGUCCAUGUUCAUCCAAAUGUAACCAAAAAAGAAGUCACCCUACAUGUCUGAAAAACUGUUGCUUCUCCUCUGAAACUUCAAACUCCAACGAUUUCCAAAUACAAUAGCUUUGUUUUCUUUAGUUCUGUAAUGGAUAAUGUUUAAAGGAAAACUUUACACCAGGCUUCUGGUUACACUAGAAGUCAAGCCCAUUAGGGAUUUUCAUUUUUUUUCAAUUGGUUGUUGAGAAGUUUCAAAAAUCAGUUUUCAAGCUGUGGUCUUUCAAACACAUCUGCACAUAAGUCACACAUUUCAAUAAAGCAUUUUCAAGACUGUU
Pan troglodytes (chimpanzee) is the source of this 3356-nucleotide messenger RNA. It is a transcript of the gene KCMF1, whose product is annotated as potassium channel modulatory factor 1. Gene Ontology annotation, cellular component: plasma membrane. NCBI's taxonomy places the organism in Eukaryota, Metazoa, Chordata, Mammalia, Primates, Hominidae. Gene Ontology annotation, molecular function: zinc ion binding. Bases 257 to 1522 code for a protein of 421 amino acids. The transcript is spliced from 7 exons. Gene Ontology annotation, biological process: synaptic signaling. The record is from RefSeq and is a predicted model, not a curated record.